CAAGAUGCGCCCGUGCCCCCUGGCACUGGCCGUGCUCCUGGCCGUCCUCCGCCUGCUGCUGGCCUGCAACCACUGGGUGCUGCGCGAGGAGCAGAUCGUGCCCAAGCUGGACUCGCCCUUCCACAUGCGGGAGCCCAAGAAUCUGGCCGCAUUUCUCGAGCAGAUCAGGUACAGCGAGUACGUGGAGCGCUCCUACCUGGACCUGCUGCGCAAGCGGGAGCAGAUUGUCGAGCAUCUGCGCUUCUCCAUGCGCUUCGGCGAGGAUCUGGCCGAGCAGGCCAAGUGCGCCAUGGACUACUACAUGCUGGAGAAGCGCAUGUCCUAUCUGAAGAUCACCCCAGAGCAGCUGAAGAGAAUUAAUCUGCCCGAUCAGCGGCAGCUGCACGUGCAGAAGAGUGCCUCUGCGAUGGGCCUGGAGCCGGUGUGCAGUGACUACCACCGGUUGAGCGUCGGUCCGGCCACCUAUGAUCAUCUGGAGAGCUUCCGGCCCGAGGUGCUGGCCGCCGCCUUCCUGGAGCGCGAGCACGACACCAAUGUGGGCAUGGCCACGGUGGAGCUGACGCGACGCUUCGCGGUGGACGGACUGCAGCACCAUCCGGCCUCCUGGAAGUUCCACACUUUGAGCUCCUACUACUGGCGCAUGCGGGGAAAUGCCCGCGAGGCCCUGCCCUGCGCCCGCCUGGCCGCCCUGCUGGCUCCGCCGAUAUUCAAGGACAUACCGCUUCUGAGUCUGGGCACCAUACUCUUCCGCAUGGGCAGGCUGGCCGAUGCCGACCUGAUACUCUCCGCCGCCGUGGAGCAUGCCCCGCAGGUGGCCGAGAACCAUGUGGUGCUCGCCUCGGCGCUGGCCAUGAAGCACGACUUCAACCGGUCGCUGCAGCACUUCGACGAGGCCGAGCGCCUGGAUCCCAGCACGCUGCCGCGCACCCAGCAGGUGCGAAACUUCAUCGGCUGCCUGGAGAACCUGACCAAGAAGACCUCCAAGAUGUACAGCUAUGUGAAGUACAUGAAGAACGAGGUGAAGGAGUUCAAGAAGCUGAAGCAGCACAUCUCGCAGAACCACGAGCGGCUCAUCCAGCAGCAGCUGCCGCUGGGAGCGCGCCGUCUGCUCGGCCUGGAUGCGCAGACGAACAGCGACGAUCUGCAUCGCAGGGGGCAGUACUGCAGCACGCGGACGCCGAACGGCUCCGAUGAGCCCGUGCUCUUCUGCGACUUCUACUCGGACAUGCAGAUGCGGCUGGAGAGCAAGGACGUGGACAUCGAGGUGCUGGAGCGCGAUCUCAAGGCCAACACGGACGCGGUCAUCCGCCAGGUGUCCACCGAGAUACGCAAGCAGUUCAAUCUGGAGCAGCUGAAGGCGGCCAAGGCCCAGAUGCCCGCCAAGGCCACCAAGCAGGCCACAUAGCAGCGGUGAAAUGGCAACCAGAUGGCACAUUCCUGGUCACAAACUAGCUUUUACUCUUAAUCUGUAUAGUAUUUAGGUCUGUGUGCGAGUGCCGUGUGUGUAUAUAUC
Drosophila takahashii is the source of this 1513-nucleotide messenger RNA. RefSeq names its product tetratricopeptide repeat protein 17. Gene Ontology annotation, molecular function: protein binding. Gene Ontology annotation, cellular component: actin cytoskeleton; cytoplasm. The record is from RefSeq and is a predicted model, not a curated record. Lineage: Eukaryota; Metazoa; Arthropoda; Insecta; Diptera; Drosophilidae. Gene Ontology annotation, biological process: actin filament polymerization.